Molecule: messenger RNA, 6771 nt
Organism: Brassica napus (rape)
Lineage: Eukaryota; Viridiplantae; Streptophyta; Magnoliopsida; Brassicales; Brassicaceae
Product: DDT domain-containing protein PTM-like
Exons: 10
Coding region: 1017-6344 (1775 amino acids)
Source: RefSeq, a predicted model, not a curated record
AUACUAACCUCAAUAUUUCAUUAUGAUUGUGAUUUUUAGAAAAACUAGUGUAAUAUAUAAAAUAUCAACUUCUAAUAAUUUAUCCUUUCUCAAAAAAACUUAUAAUAAUUUAUUUUAUCGAAUAACACAUUAAUAUAACACUGUAAUAUUAUAUAUAUAGAGACAAAAAUUAAAAUUCCAGUGCUAUAGUUUAUCCAAAAUUUUAGUAAAAAUUAACAAUUAUAAAAUUUUAACAAUUAUAAAAGAUAAAACAUAUAGUUUAUAUAACCACUCAUAUAAUGUCUAAAUAAAACAAAUAUAAGUAAGAUAACAUUACAUUAUUUCAUACUUAACAAAAAGUUUAUAUUGUUUAUUGCUGAUGACAAGAUCCAAAUAUAUUCUGUUGGAUGCCUAAAUUUAAAACUUUUGAGUUUUAGCUAUAAAUAUAUUUUUACUAAAAUGAAAGAUUCAUAACUCGGACCAUGUCUAAUGAAACAUUAAUGUUACUCUUAACAAUUAUAUCACAGAAUACCGACUCCUAAAUAUAUCAAAUAAUUUACGCUUAUAGUAUGGGCUUUACCAUCUUUAUUCCAAUGUCGGUCUUACAUAAUCUAACAAAUAAAUUAUAUGGUCGACAUGUCUAUCUAAAUCAAAAAUAAGUAAUCUAUCAAAAAAUCGAAUCUCAGUAACCUAUCAUUUUAAGCCAGCGCAUAUAUUCUACACGGAGAAAUUAGGAAUAUAAUCUAUAGAAAAAAGGAAGUUAUAGAUUUGUUUUUGAAUUAACAUAUCCCAGACGUGGCAGAAAAUUAGUGAUUAAUAAGAAGAUAAUCAUGUGUACAAGAUAACGUUGCAAGGUUAUAUAACCACUCAUAUCGUGUGAAGAAAACAUUCAAAGUUUAAAAUAACAUAAAUAUUUUGUACUUUAAAAGAGAUUUUGUUCCGUGUUCAUUGCCGGCCUGAGAUCUAGCAUCUGAUAUUCGACAUCUGACAUCCGACAUUGUUCGCUCGUUUCGUUUAGCUAAAGCGAGCUCACAGCAAUGGAGAUGGUGGGAAAAGUCGUUAGGAAGGAGAUCGACGGGGUCGGGUUCUGCUUCGGUACGGUGCAAUCCUACGAUCCUUCUGGAUUUUACGUGAUCGUGUACGAGAAUGGCGUUACGGAGACUUCGAGUUUGACCGAGUUUGCUGCUCUCGUGGUGGGAGAAGACCAAUUCGAGGAAGCGCAAACGCCGGUUCAAGUGAAUCUUCCUAAGAAGAUCAGGAAGCGGCCUCCGGAUAAUAUCAACCGAUACAAUGAUAUGUUGCCGAACGAGGUCAAUGUGAUGAGGGAUGUCGAUUUGAACGAAGAGAUUCCGGAGGAGGAUGCUGGGGUUGGUGAUGGCGGUUUGAGAGGGAAUCUUGAUUUGAAUCGUGCACCUGUGGAGGCUCUAGAUUUGGAUUUGAAUACGGCUGUGCCGGAAGCUGAUGAAGGUUUGGGUUAUGAGGAGAAUCCUAGUAACAAAAGGAGGAGAUUGAUUGAUCUGAACGUGGAUGCGAGCUGUGAUUUGGAGGAUGCUGAGGUCCGUGAUUUGAAUGCUGACGAGAGGGAGGGAUGGUUUGAUUUGAACAUGGAGAACAGCGAUGGUGACGUACUCGUUCAGAUGAAUGGAGAUGGCGAAGUUCAAGAAACCAACGUGCAGGUUGAAAACGGUGUCCAGGAUAAUCUUGAGACUGGAGGAUUUGAAGAAGUCCAUGUUGCUGAAGUCUCCAGCGGUCAGAUAUUGGAGGAGAUACGGGAGGAGAACAUUGUUUUAGUGCAAGAUCUCAAUGCUCCUGAUGCUAAUGGAGCUGAGGGGGAUCAUGAUCUUCCUGAGCAUAACAGUGCUUCACUGCUAGAUCUCAAUGCUUCUGAUGCUAAUGAAGCUGAAGGGGAUUAUGAUCUUCCUGAGCCUAACAGUGUUUCACUGCAAGAUCUCAAUGCUCCUUAUGCUAAUGGACUUGAGGGGAAUCAUGAUCUUCCUGAGCGUAACAAUGUUUCACCGCAAGAUCUCAACGCUCCUGAUGCUAAUGGGGCUGAGGUUCUUCCUGAGCAUAACAGUGCUUCACUGCCAGAUCUUAAUGCCCUUGAUGCUAAUGGAGUUGAGGGGGAUCAUGAUCUUCUUGAGCGUAACAGUAACAGUGUUUCACCGCAAGAUCUCAACGUUCAUGAUGCUAAUGGGGUUGAGGGGGAUCAUGUUCUUCCUGAGCAUAACAGUGCUUUACUGCCAGAUCUCAAUGCUUCUGAUGCUAAUGGAGCUGAGGGGGAUCAUCAUCUUCCUGAGCGUAACAAUGUUUCACUGCCAGAUCUCAACGCUCCUGAUGCUAAUGGAGCUGAGGGAGAUCAUCAUCUUCCUGAGCGUAACAGUGUUUCACCGCAAGAUCUCAACGCUCCUGAUGCUAAUGGAGCUGAGGGGGAUCAUCAUCUUCCUGAGCGUAACAUUGUUUCACUGCAAGAUCUCAAUGCUUCUGAUGCUUAUGGAGCUGAGGGGGAUCAUCAUCUUCCUGAGCGUAGCAUUGCUUCACUGCCAGAUCUCAACGCUCAUGAUGCUAAUGGAGCUGAGGGGGAUCAUCAUCUUCCUAAGCAUAACAAUGCUUCACUGCCAGAUCUCAAUGUUUAUGAUGCUAAUGGAGCUGAGGGAGAUCAUCAUCUUCCUGAGCAUAACAGUGCGUCACUACCAGAUCUCAACGCUCAUGAUGCUAAUGGGGGUCAUCAUCUUCCUGAACGUAACAUUGUUUCACUGCAAGAUCUCAAUGCUCCUGAUGCUAAUGGAGCUGAGGGGGAUCAUCAUCUUCCUGAGCCUAACAGUGCUUCACUGCCAGAUCUCAACGCUCCUGAUGCUAAUGGAGCUGAAGGGAAUCAUGUUCUUCCUGAACAUAACAGUGGUUCACUGCAAGAUCUCAAUGUUCCUAAUGCUAAUGGAGCUGAGGGGGAUCAUGUUCUUCCUGAUCAUAACAGUGUUUCACCACAAGAUUUCAACGCUCCUGAUGCUAAUGGUGCUGAGGGGGAGCAUCAUCUUCCUGGCUAUGUUGCUAACUCUGUUGAUAAGUCUCUCUCUGAUAAGGAUCAUGAUCUUCCUGUCAGUAGCACUGUUACAGCUUGCUUGGCUGAUGAAGUAUCGCCUGCUCUGUCAGUUAAUUGUGUGACAGCCGAGAAAAAUUGGAUCGUUGAGAGGAUCUCUUUGCUUCCGCCAAAGCCACAGUUACCUCCAUCCUCGCCUAAUUUGAAUUUGGAUGGUCUUCCCAUUCCUUAUGUCUUUGCUACUUACACUUUUCUGCGAUCCUUCAGUACCGUGCUGUUUUUGAGUCCCUUUGAGUUGAAGGAUUUUGUGGAAGCGCUGAGGUGCACGUCUCCUAGUCUACUGUUUGACAGCAUUCAUGUUUCCCUCUUGCAAAUACUAAGAAAAGAUUUGGAAAAACUCGCUGGUGAAGAUGACCAGUCUGCGACUCUUUGCCUGAGGAGUCUUGAUUGGGACAUGUUGGAUGUGGUUAAUUAUCCCCUUUAUGUAGUCGAGUACCUGCUAUUUUCUGGUUCUAAGCACGGCCAUGGAGUGGAUCUAGCUCGGUUUAACUUUUUAAGAAAUGAAUACUUCAGACUGCCCAUGACUCUGAAAACUGAGAUACUUACCUGUUUGUGUGGUGAUAUGAUGGAUGCUGAAGUUGUGAUAUCAGAGCUUAAUAAAAGAUCUGCUGAUGGUUCCUCUGACAGGAACGGUGGUGAAGACUGUUUUAUUUGUAAAAUGGAUGGUAAGUUAGUGUGCUGUGAUGGUUGUCCAGCUGCCUAUCAUUCUAAGUGUAUUGGUGUUGCCUUGGACCUUUUGCCUGAGGGUGUCUGGUACUGCCCUGAAUGUUCAUUUGACCGGCGUGUGCCAGGAUUGAAGCCUGCAAAGCAAAUUCGAGGAUCACAGCUUAUAGAGAUUGAUCCCCAUGGCCGAAAGUACUACAGCAGUUGUGGCUACUUAUUGGUGAUCGAUAGCGACGGUUCAGGCUCAGCGAACUACUACCAUGCAAAUGAUGUGAUGCUUGUGCUGGAGCAGCUCAAGUCAUGCGGUAUUUUCUAUGUUGACGUAACAACUGCAAUUAAAAAGCACUGGAACAUCCCUGUUACCGAACCAGAUAUCCUUAAUAUGAGUUCUGAAGGAUCUGCCGAAACUGCAAACAAUGGUUUGGAUGUCAUGGAAGAGACAAAUAUGAUGAACACAAGGGAAGAAGUUAGACCUAAUGCGCAGAGUGAAUCGGGCUACAGAAACCAGUACUUAUUUGCUCAGUUGACUACAGCAAUUUCUGAAGAGAUGGCACGUAACUCACCUGACCGUGCUAAUGAUAUGAGAUCUGAUGAAGAGAUAGCGUCGACCCAGCUGAAGACUGUAUUGAUGAAAGCCAACAAAUUUCAGUGGCGAAGCAUCCAAGGCCUCUACCUAGAUGCAUGGAAAGAAAAAUGUGGAUGGUGUCAUUCUUGCAAGUUUGGGGAUGCCAGGAGGGAGAAAAUUUGUUUUUUUAAUAUGAGUCUCGGGGCUUUACGGGGUCCUUCGGAAAGUGAGAUUGCUAACAGUCAACCCACUGAUAACAAAAGUCAUCUUAUGGCUAUCAUAUCGCAGUUAUUAUCCAUGGAAAGUCGAUUGCAAGGUCUUUUGGUUGGUCCAUGGUUGAAUCCACAGCACUCCAGUAUUUGGCGUGAAAACAUUCUGAAAGCAUCAAGCAUAUACAGCUUGAGACAUUCAUUGGUUGAAUUUGAGGCGAAUUUGCAUCAUCUUGUUCUUUCACCUCAGUGGCUAAACCAUGUCGAUUCUGCCGUAGAAAUGGGCUCGUCUAAACAUGUUAUCAUUGCUUCCACACGAUCAUCGUCAAAUACUACCAUUGGUAAAAGAAGGGGGACAUCGUUGGAGUCUGGGGUUAACCCUACUACUGCAAAGAAUAAUGGUGGAUCGCCCAUGUGUUGGUGGAGAGGCGGCCGACUUUCACGGCAGUUAUUCAACUGGAAGGUUUUGCCUCGCGCUUUGGUCUCGAAUGCUGCUAAACAAGGUGGAAGUGUGAAUAUUCCAGGAAUAAUGUAUCCUACUGAGAAUUCAGAGCCCGCUAAGAGAAGCCGACGUGUUGCCUGGGAAGCAGCUGUUGAGUCAUCUACGACUUCAGAGCAGCUCGGUGUUCAGGUGAGGACACUCCAUUCUUACAUAAAGUGGGAUGAUGUUGAGAACAGUCAUCUUCUUCUUGCAUCGGACAAAGAAUCCAAAAAAUCUGCCAGGCUGUUCAAAAAAGUGAUUGUCCGUGGGAAGUGCAUAGAGGAAGAGACUGUUGAGUAUCUCCUUGACUUUGGUCAAAAGAGAUCUAUUUAUAUUCCGGAUGUUGUGUUGAAGAAUGGUCGGAUGAUUGAAGAAUCCUCGGGUGAAAGAAGAGAGUACUGGCUGAAUGAAUCAUAUGUGCCUUUACAUCUGCUGAAAGGAUUUGAAGAGAGAGAAGCUGUACGAAAAACUAGUAAUCCAGGAGGCUCUUUUAGACACCCUGUGAUAGAACAAGUACGGAAAAGGUCCUCAGAGAGGAAAGGAUUGUCAUACCUAUUUGAAAGGGCAGAAAGACUCGAGUCUUCUUUGUGUGAGCAAUGUAAGGAACAUGUGCCUUUGAGUGAUGCUGCGUGCUGCCACAUCUGCAAAAAAUCAUUUCACAAAGAGCAUAUCAGGAGAGCGGACGAGGAAGGCAUGUACAUCUGUCUUCCAUGCAAAAGAGCAGAGCUAGCAGAAGAACAACCCAUCGUACAGAGAAGAAGCCGCCCCGCAGGGAGUCAACGUAAUAAAACUGGAGCUCGGACACAAAAGCGUAAAACGGUCAUACCUGCUCGCAACUCACUUCGGCUAAAGGCAGGGAGAAUAUCCUUUAGGGGUAAGAAACAUAAAAAGGUUGCUGCAAGCAAACCACUGCGACGUUCAGGGAGGCAAACGAAGCAGGUUAUUCGGCUGCAGGAUGAAAGUCAAGUUCCUGGAGGGAGUGAGAAACGGAAGCUGGAAACUGUGGGAGACAGAGGCAGUGCUAAGAAAGCAAGACAAGAAAGGUGCUCGACCUAUUGGUUGAAUGGACUCCGCUUAUCAAGAGAGCCUGGUGAUGAACGGAUCAAUAAGUUCUCGAGAGAUGGAUUUUCUAAACCUUUGAAGAACUCGGGUGCUGUUCAAGUUCGAGGUGAGUGUCGUUUAUGCGGCUCCAUGGACUCUGAAUCCGGAUCAACUCUCAUCGCCUGUGAAAAUUGUGAAAAAUGGUACCAUGGAGAUGCAUGUGGGAUUAACGAGACGAAUUCAAGUAUGGUGAUUGAAUUCCGGUGCCAUAUCUGUCGACAGACGCCUUCACCCUCAUGUCCACCUAUGUAAUCUUACUACUUCCCUUGCCCCAUCCUAAGCUGUGAGUUUGUUAUGAUAGAAUAUUCUUAGGCUGGGGAUCAAGCUGGGAGAAUUAGGUAGGGGAAGGUGUAACUUGGAGAUGUCUAUUGCGUAAGUGAAUCAAGGGAAAGGAGUAACAGAAGAGGAAACAGUUUGGAGAUAGUAUGAAGUUAGUUUUGCUUGUUGGGACUGCUAACUUGGAUGAGUAGGUACUAAAGUGAAGUGUUUGACUUUAAGAGUUAAGAGUGAACAAAUAUGAGAUUCAAGAACCAGAGAUAAUUUUUAUCAUAUGAUUUCUUUUUCUUUUUCUUUUUUCUUUUUAUUAUGGAGGAACUUGGUAAACAAGUGAAAGUAUGUAAUAAAGAAUGUUGAAUUUAUUUUCUAUCGAAAUACUUUGGUAAAUGGUGUUUGUUAGCUU